UCAGCCUUGCUGGUUUCUCCAGUUGGGUUCAGGGAUCUAUCUUUUCUCAGGAUUCGUGUGUUUAAGUGUCAAAAGCCUGCCACAGCUGGUCUACGGAUCUACCAGAAAGAGAUAUCCUGAUAUCUGUGGAAAGAUGAUGGCGCCUGCUUCCAAGAAAACCAUGUGCCUGGCAACUACAGCUGCUCUCGGCCUUGUCUGCUGUGUUUUUGCAUUCCUCCUGUAUUUUGAGCCUCCAUCUCCUGUUUGCCCAUCUACAUUAACCAAUGUGAAAGAUUAUGAAGACGUGGUUCCAAAUGAAAAGCCCAUAGUCCUGCUGUGGUUCUGGCCUCUCGGUGUGAAGUUUGAUUUCAAAGCUUGCUUAACCUACUUCAACAUUGAUAGCUGUGUUCUGACGGAUGACAGAACGCUGUACAGCCAAGCAAAGGGAGUCAUUUUCUACCAUAAAAACAUAGGCGGUGAUCUGAAAAACAUGCCGCAGGAGCCACGUCCAGCUUUUCAGAAGUGGAUUUGGUACCAUGUGGAAUCCCCAACGAACACGGGUAGGAUACCAGGUCUGGAAAACCUGUUCAACUUAACACUGAGCUACAGAAGAGAUGCUGACAUUACGGCGAGAAACGAGCUUACAAUCAGGAAGACAGACGUGAAAGAGGACUUUGUUCUGCCCAAGAAAGACAAACUAGUGUGCUGGAUUGUCAGUAACAAAAACCCAGCCACGGGAACAGCUGUGAGAGAAAGCUAUUACAAGGAACUGUCCAAACACAUUAAGAUCGAACUCUUUGGUACAGCCUAUACAGGGCACCGUUUGAGUUAUGAGGAGUAUUACUCAACCAUUGCCAGCUGUAAGUUUUACCUCUCAUUUGAGAACUCGCUCCACAGAGACUACAUCACGGAGAAGGUCAACGGGCCCCUCGUGGCGGGGACGGUUCCUGUAGUUUUGGGUCCGCCGAGAGAAAACUACGAGGAGUUCCUUCCCUCCGACGCCUUCAUUCACAUAAAUGAUUUCCCCGACGCAAAGUCGCUGGCUAAGUUUCUGCUGGACAUGACGGACGCGGCGUACACGCGUUACUUUGAGUGGAGGAAGUUCUACGAGGCCACCCCUCACCUCCUGUCAAUCUACAACGAAUUCAUUCAGCCCAUCUGCCUCGCCUGCGACCACAUGUCAAGAGACGUGUAUUACCAUGUAGAUCAUGACCUGUAUAAGUGGUACUUGACAUGAGAAAUGUCAACCAGAAGGCCCCCCUUUUCAUAGUGGCUCACACAUGGACAUUAAUGCACAAAUUUAAACACAAGCUACUUGAAUAUUCUGCCAUCAUUUGGCACAUGUUAAACACUGUAUUCAGUUUAAAGUGGUUGUGAUAAACUGGCUGAAAUAAGCCGGGAAAUGGUUUGUACAUUUUGUGAGUUUAUUUUCUCUAUAUUGCCAGUAGAUGGUUAGCAUAGCUUAGCAUAAAGACUGGAAAUGUAAAAAAAAAAAAAAAACACAGCUGGCCUGGC
Messenger RNA from Perca fluviatilis (European perch), 1494 nucleotides. Its product is annotated as 4-galactosyl-N-acetylglucosaminide 3-alpha-L-fucosyltransferase 9-like. Gene Ontology annotation, molecular function: alpha-(1->3)-fucosyltransferase activity. Gene Ontology annotation, cellular component: membrane. The record is from RefSeq and is a predicted model, not a curated record. Bases 134 to 1216 code for a protein of 360 amino acids. The transcript is spliced from 2 exons. Lineage: Eukaryota; Metazoa; Chordata; Actinopteri; Perciformes; Percidae.